AUGGGCUGGUUUCCGACGACCCUCGAUUCCGAAGCACAGAGCUGGCGUUUUGAUAUCGUCUCCCUUCUGGCCAUUAUCGGAGGAUCCUCUAUUGAAAAGCAUAAGCAGGCAAUCACGGCGUCCCCAUUUGCCGGGUUCCCACGUAUCCUACCCGCCCCUGAAUCACUGCUGGAUACAGAUCGGCCCAACCGACUCCCCUCUGUCAAGGAAGUCACCAUCAUUGGCGUCAAAUCCGGUACGCGCUUCACCGAACUCAAUUUUUUCGCCAAUGUCAUCCACAAGCUCGAGGAGCUGGAGGAGUAUGAGUUUCGGUCCUACAAUAUUACAUAUCAGAAACCGGAGAAGGACACCAUUAAAAGCGCAGCAGAGGUGGACGAUGUCGAGAGUGGAGGAACGCAAAAUGAUGCCGAGCAAAAAAGCCAGCCGGACGACGACAAGAAAGAGGUCAUCGUCCCGUUGAAGUCGCUCAGUGCGCUAAAUCUUGUGACCUUGAUCUCAAUUCUAAUGACCAUCGGCCUCUUCAUCUGGGCGGGUAUGAUCCACGACGGCGUGGCCCUCGUCGCCCUCGCCGCCAUGUCAUUGUCUACCAGCGCUGCCUGCCUAUCUGCGCAAUGGUAUCCGAGGCUAUCCACCCGUACGACAAAUACCAAGGUGACGAAGGGGGAUAUUGUCAUGAAGACCCGUAACGGGGCUUUUAUUGUGGUAGAAUGCCCCGAAGAGAUAACGAGAGAGCUGUACGGGGGAGCCGAAAGCUGUCGCUACGUGUUCAAGACUCGAGGCCACCAAGCACUUUUGGCUUGCAGCACGGUCCUUCUCAUGGCGGCAAUUAUUCUCUUCAGUAACUGCGGAUGGACGAUGCAGAUUGCCGUCGGCGUCGCAUACAUCAUCCUGAAUAUCCUAUACUUUGCCCUGGCCUUGCUGAUGGAUCCGGGGGAAAUGUGGGACUUGAGCCGAUAUAACGUGAAGACAGUCAGAACAGCAAAGACGAGGAAUUACACUAGAGCCUUGUGGGAGGCUAUUCGGGAGACCAAGGAGAUUGCAUGGGUCCGAAAGGGAGGCCUGGCCCCGUCGACCGAUGCAUGGGAUAGUUGGUUGAAAGAAGCCCAACUCAACUGCGGCGCCAACGCCGAGCGCUGGAAUCCUGAAAGGGCAAGAGACCGUCUGAUGUCGCAGGCGUCUACCGAGGAGUCUGCUACGUCAAUGGAGAUACAGCUACGUGCCCCGCCACAAAUGUCAGCUAGCAAGUGA
Molecule: messenger RNA, 1248 nt
Organism: Aspergillus luchuensis
Lineage: Eukaryota; Fungi; Ascomycota; Eurotiomycetes; Eurotiales; Aspergillaceae
Exons: 1
Coding region: 1-1248 (415 amino acids)
Source: RefSeq, a predicted model, not a curated record